CUUUCCAUCAAAACCCUAAUUAAAGGUAUUCCAUCCAAUUCGACGGAAUUUUGGUGUUUGUCCGUUGAGAAAUGUCUUUCAACAUCAACCGGUUCAAUCCUCAAUCAGCCGCCGAGAAAGCGGUUUCAGUUAUCGGCUUCGGCUACAAUCUCUGUAACGAUUUGCGAUUGUCUUCUUGCAAGCCGGGUCCAUCGGGGUCUAAGCUGAUCGAUAUCGACUUCACUCGAAGUAGAGACCUUGUACUUCCGACUGGCGUUGUCGUCCCUAAUGUUCCUACUUCCAUCAACUGUGAUAAAGGCGAGCGUACCCGAUUCCGGUCGGAUGUCAUCUCCUUCAAUCAGAUUGUUACACGUAGCCAACGAAGUAUAUAGUAAAGACUUCUUUCAUUAUUUGAAAUAAUGAAAGAAGUUGUUUUCAUCUCAGAAAAAGGAAAAACCCAAAGUAGCAAAGACGUCGAUGUUUAUUACUUUUGUGAAAAACACACAAAUGCACAGCUUUGAUGCAGGCCAUGAUUUCUGCUAGUUUCGGCCGGAGGAUCUGGUGGUGGAAACGGAAUGGAACAAGUUUUUGGAUUAACCACCAUUUCCUCCCUUUUUGUGAAGUUUCCAACAGUUUACGUGAAACAAGCCUCUCCAUCUCUCAAGUUUACUUUGAUGGGGCCCAAGCUUUAUGUAAAUACUACUAAGGUUGAUUCAAACAAUCGUCCAGUAACGGGAGUUCGCUUGUCUUCAUGGGAUCCUGCUGCCCUUGCAGAAACCAACGAAUGCAAGAAUCUAUUUCAAUAUUGCACAAAAAGGAAAAGGCAUUGCAAGAGGAGAACAGGCAGUUAGCAAAUAAGAAUGAUUGAAGUUAUAUCGGGUUGAAAGCUGAGCAAUUGUGUAGAUAGCCAGGCGAUCAUUGAAGGUUGAAGAUUGAAGAUUGAAGAUUGAAGAUUGCGAAGACGUUUAGAAUUUUUCUUAUUUACAUCUUGUAUUAGGAUCUUUUUUCAUAUACUGUUGUAGAAUGUAUAUAUAAACACAAUAU
This is a messenger RNA of Cucumis melo (muskmelon), 1023 nucleotides long. RefSeq names its product MACPF domain-containing protein NSL1-like. Gene Ontology annotation, cellular component: plasma membrane. NCBI's taxonomy places the organism in Eukaryota, Viridiplantae, Streptophyta, Magnoliopsida, Cucurbitales, Cucurbitaceae. The coding region runs from base 555 to 830 and encodes 91 amino acids. The record is from RefSeq and is a predicted model, not a curated record. The transcript has 7 exons. Gene Ontology annotation, biological process: regulation of salicylic acid mediated signaling pathway; plant-type hypersensitive response.